AUGAAGACAAUUAGCUCAUCGCCAUGGACUCUUCCUCUGGUUUUCGUUGCCUGUAACUUGCUACUGCUGCAGAAUGCUUCUUCCCAACCUCCAGAUACGCUCCAAUGGUUAAACAUCGACUGCGGCAACGACGAGGGCUUGCCUCCCAUCGGCCGAGAUCUGCUCGUCUGGAGCCUCGACACGAACUACACCACUACAGGGACCAAAUCCCGCCUCUCGAUCCCAACGGGACGUCCGGAGACGGACACACUCCGAUUCUUCCCCGACGCGGCGGGGAAGAACUGUUACAGCAUUCCUCCGGUGAAGCAGAGCUUGAAGCACCUGAUCCGGGCCGGUUUUUACUACGGUAACUACGACGCCCUCGGGAAGCCCCCGACGUUCGAUCUCCACCUCGACGGCAGGAAAUGGACGACGGUGAAUACGUCGUCGUCGCAGGAAGGACUUGUGUAUCGUGAAGCUGUGUACGCUGUGGGCGAGGGGGCGGAUUCGAUCGAGCUGUGCUUGAUUCGGAGCAGAGACGGGGAGGUUCCUUUCGUAUCUUCGGUUGAGUUGGUGCCGCUGUGGGACGGUUUGUACACUGAGAUGGGGAACGAGAGCAGCUUUUCGCUCGUCACUCGAACCAACCUUGGAGGUCCUGAGCUCAGGACUGGCAUCGACGGCGAAUUGCACAAUAGGAUAUGGACACGUGGAGCUGACCUAUCAAACACCAGUGUUGUCACCACCAUGGCACCUCUCCAGACUCGGGUGGAAAACGAUCCUGCUAUCGACGCAUUAAUGAAAUCCAUUCAAUCCGACAAUGCACAAAAUACCAUAUUCCUGACCGUCGAUCUUCCGAAAGGUGAUUCGGGUCAGCAGACUGCGUACCUCGUAUUCUACUUCACGGAGUUGUUCGCCCGACCUAAACUCGAAGACACGAGGAUCAUGGACAUCUACAUCGACGGCAAGAUGAUGACGUCGGUGGAGGCCGAGCUCACCAAAUGCAAAGUGACAACGUUGUAUCCGAUUACUGUUUCGCCUGCUAAUAGCAUCAACAUCACACUUGCAAAAUCAAAUUCCUCGACCUUGCCGCCGAUGGUCAGUGCAAUGGAGGUGUUUACAAGGAUCGAUAGCUCCGCCGGCGGGGAUGGGACCAAAUCCACCAGCGACGGCGCGCAGAGGCGCCUCGUUGUAGCAUCCUAUGUGGUUUUCAUCCAUGUUGUAUCCAUUUUGUUCAUAUCUCUGGUUUAG
Molecule: messenger RNA, 1227 nt
Organism: Linum tenue
Lineage: Eukaryota; Viridiplantae; Streptophyta; Magnoliopsida; Malpighiales; Linaceae
Source: the annotation of a GenBank genome assembly